GCGAACGGCACGCGUCGUUUCCAUGGACUACAGGAAUAUCUCCUUUCUUGUGUCCAAUGUUUCUGCGUUUGUUACAGCAGACUUUUACCGAUUACUGCCACUUACCUCCUUUCAAUGCCCUAAAUGGGUUUUGUCUCUUGUCGGACUGUAAUUCAUUGGGUAAGUAAGUGCUGGUGGACACACUCGCUGUUGUUUCAGGACUGGGACAUCGUAUUUACGUAAAUAUUUUGGAUAUUAGAUGAGCGAAAAGUUCUGGAUCUCUCAUUUUGGACAUUGUCAGAGGUGUGCUCUUCACCAGCGUGAAAGUACUACACAACUUAAACACUUUUGUCCGCGGAAAGACUGAAUUUUUUGUACUGGGUGGAUGUUCAUUUUCAUAACGGGAGUAAAAAUACAACUCCGAGUCCUUGAUAGAAAUGCUAAUGCUGCGGUUGAUGGAGAAACAUUCCUAAGAAAUCACCUGCAGUGGACCUGGCGCCCCGUAUCAGUAUACGUGCGCUUCAAAACAUUUAACUUCACCCCCAUGCACACUAGUAAUAUUGUUUGAAAUUCAUACAUUGACCAGAUGGCUUUGCCUUCUCAAAUUUGACCAAAAUUGGGACUUUCACUUGAGGUCAUUGCCUCCUUUGAAUGGAACAAAGGAGGUUGAUGUUUCUGAAUCUGCUUUCUUUUACAAACAUUCAGAGAUUCGUUCUCCGAGUUUUUCAGAUGUGGAUGUUGCGGUCCCACCAUCUCCUCAAGCGCAGAGGGAUCUAGUGAAGUUCAGCCCUCCACCAGUCUUUUGUCUCUGUUAGGUCCCAUUCAUUUGUCUUGUAGGAGGAACAUGGGAGUCCAGACAAGGGGAGCCUGGCUGUCUAUGGCGUUCUCGGACUGGGUCAGUGGAUUGGGAAUUCUCUUAAUCUUCCUGAUGGAGAGUUUAGCAGUGGAUGCAACCAACAUGGAGCCAGUCUACUGGAACUCUUUGAACAGAAGGUUUGGAGAUGAAAGGGGCUACAUACUCUACCCUCAAAUAGGGGAUCGUUUGGACCUUGUGUGUGCUGCCACGAGUCCAUCUGGGCCGAACUCUCCCCCUGAGUAUGAGUAUUAUAAACUCUACCUGGUGUCCUCACGAGAGCAGGCUGACAGGUGUGAGGUGAUGGGCACCCCAAACCUUUUGCUCACCUGUGACAAACCCAACAGCGAUAUGAGGUUUACCAUCAAGUUCCAGGAGUAUUCGCCCAACCUGUGGGGUCACGAAUUCAAGAACUUACGAGACUAUUACAUCAUAGCUACCUCUGAUGGUACAAAAGAAGGAAUCGACAGCAUGAGAGGAGGCGUCUGCGUGACGCGAGGGAUGAAGCUGGUUCUCAAAGUGGGACAGACUGCAUAUGGCCUUCCCCCAAAGCCCAAACCUGAUCCAGGCCGACCCAGCAACAGAAUCCCAGAUACAGAAAGUGGCUCUAAAGCGGGUGAUGGGAGUGAGGCCGGAGAGAGGGAAGACGGCGGGGCCGUGUCUGUCUCUAACAUCGCCUUAAUCACCAGUGGUGCCGGGGGAGCCUUCAUCCUCCUGAUCGCCAUAGUGAUUGCUGUGGUGUGUUACCGCCGACGGAAAGCCAAGCACUCCGAAUCUCACCACCCCGCCCUUACGCUCUCCUCUCUUACCCCAAAGAGAGGCAGCUCCUGCGGGGCAGCUACGGGAGUCGGCGGAGGCAACAAUAAUGGCUCAGAGCCCAGUGAUAUCAUCAUUCCCCUGCGGACCUCUGACUCGGCGUACUGCCCCCAUUACGAAAAAGUCAGUGGUGAUUACGGACACCCCGUCUACAUCGUUCAAGAGAUGCCCCCUCAGAGUCCAGCCAAUAUUUACUACAAAGUAUGAGAUCAGCGAACACGCAGACAGCCCAUCCUGAAUUUAUGGUACCUCACACACAUGCACUGUGUCCAAGUGACUCUAUAUUUAAGAGCCUAUUCGCGGUACUAAAACUUGGACCUGAAGUUGAGUUCUAGAAAAGUGGUAAAUCCAGAUUUUAUGUCAUAGCAGCGUGUUUGCGUUCAUUUACACGUGUGUGUCUCUGUGCGCGGAUCACGGAUUUCACAUGUACUCAGGUGCAAGUGAAUUUACAUCACACGCUUGUUGGAGAUGCAUUUAAAUAUCCGUUCUGAUGGUUGAAACUUUAUUUCAAUGGUUUCUGAUGGUUAUUGUGCUUAUCCUCAAAACCAAACAGUAGAGAGUGAUUCAUACUUUAAAAAAAGAAUACCUGUAUAAAUACUAUAAGUACUUCUUACAUUUUUACACUCUGGGGGAAAUUCACUAAGAAAGUGCACUGGCUGAUUGCGUGUGUUUAUUUGCACAUGCAUUGUUUUAGUGGUCCAUUCACUAAAGGAAAUUCGGUAUCAAUAAUAACGCACACCCAAAAGAUCUAAACACCGUCUCCACGCCACAAUUCUCCACCUUGCUGAAUUGCAGAUUAGCACAAUCUGGCAUACUUUACUGGGACUGUACCGUAUCGCUAAGAUCCAGACAACUGACUGACUCUUUAAAAUGCCAAAAACAGUUUCGACUCCAUUGUGCGUCUAGAUAGGUUUCCAUUUAAAAGCUUUUUUCAUCAUUUGAUGAAUUAACGUGCCCUUAUCACUAGAAACUUUACACAAACUUAUUUUUUAAAUGUUAGCACAUUGCUAAUUGCUUUUUUUUUUGACAGUUUUGGGUACCAGACAAAACAGACGUCUUCUGACGUGAUCUGGUGAAGACACCGAAUUCAAAAUUCCUUGCGCUUUGGAACAAUCUAACAUUGUUGGUGUAGUUGGCAGAAUCAAGCUUUUUUGGCUUAGUUGGAUCUGUUGUUUUGCGCAUUCUAAAAUAAGGCUAAUUUGCAUAGAAAGGAGGCAUGUUUGCGCUGAAACUGAAAAAAUGCUUUAAUAAUUCACUGAAUUUUUUUUUUAUACUAUUCCAUCGCACAAAGCGCUUGUUAAACUGGAUUGUGGCUAGUGAAUGAGACGCCGAGUGUACUGGGCACAAAAGUACUGCAACUGUUUAGUGAAUUCGCCCCUCUUU
This is a messenger RNA of Sinocyclocheilus grahami, 3031 nucleotides long. It is a transcript of the gene efnb3a, whose product is annotated as ephrin-B3a. Gene Ontology annotation, cellular component: plasma membrane. Gene Ontology annotation, molecular function: ephrin receptor binding. The coding region runs from base 824 to 1855 and encodes 343 amino acids. NCBI's taxonomy places the organism in Eukaryota, Metazoa, Chordata, Actinopteri, Cypriniformes, Cyprinidae. The transcript is spliced from 5 exons. Gene Ontology annotation, biological process: axon guidance; ephrin receptor signaling pathway. The record is from RefSeq and is a predicted model, not a curated record.